Molecule: messenger RNA, 2573 nt
Organism: Doryrhamphus excisus (bluestripe pipefish)
Lineage: Eukaryota; Metazoa; Chordata; Actinopteri; Syngnathiformes; Syngnathidae
Source: RefSeq, a predicted model, not a curated record
GUUUACAUUGUAAUGCUCUAGCUUACUAUGAUUGCAUAUUAUUAUGAUGAUGCAGGCCUUGGCUGAAGCUCACGCGAGCAGAUUGAUUCUAAUCGUAAAAGCGCAGUUAGAAUUUUGGGUCACACACGGAGUGACCAGUUUUUCGUGAGGGGAACCCCAAAUAUGAUAUCAAAUGAAAGCCCCUGUGACAUCAUCACAAUGCUUUAACAUAAGGUCAAUUUGUUGGGGGUAAUUGUCAUAAUCAAACCUGACCUCUAUGAUAUUUAGCAAAAUAAGCUUUACUGUCAACGGUUUUGGCUGCAUGGUUUCACAUUUUUAUUAAAAAAAAUAUACAUCUUGCACGAAGAGUAUUGUCCAACGCCUGCUGUAAAAUACCUGCAGCAAAUAUUGUGUCGCCAUCUUUGGCUGUCUCGCCUAAAGUCCAUCCAGUGUAUGAUCAAAUCAUAUACAUAGUGUGACAUAAAAAUGAUAACCAAUUCCUGAUUGGAUUUGUGACAGUUAGGAGGUCACAUAAAACAGCCCAAGUCCCUACAGUUCUGUACUCGACAAGACAAAAUACAAAGAACCAAUAUGGAUCCUGCGAUAGCUGAUCCAUUUGGACUUAAAAGUUUAGUGGACUGUAUAUUCAGAGCGAUAUACUUCUCCCAACCGACUGACAUGAGUGACUUUAUACACCAGUACAUAACGGACUUGAUGGACUUCAUAGGCUGUCACGAAGAAGAGCAUCCCAAAAGCAUGUUUAUACUGUUCCAAGAGAAAUGGGAGAAGAACCUUCUAGAUAGUAAAGACAAAAAAACAAAGCGUUCAGCCCCAUUUAUGGACUCUAUCCCAUCGUUGCAAAACAUAUCCGAGGAAGAGAUAGAAGACCUUUUACAGAAGCUGUACAGGGAUUUGGCAUUAGCAAAUGUUUUACCACAAGAGCUAGUACACAAACGAAGGAAACGCAGUAAAAGGAAUAAGAAAAUAUUUUCCUGCUGCGACGCCAGCACGGAGACAGACUUGUUGUCGGUGGAAUGGAUCUCAAGUGAAGAUGACAGCUUAGGGUUCAGUGAUGACAGCGACACAAUGCUAGGUUCUAGCCAGUGCUGCACACCACCCGUUCCAGUUGCAACCAUGCCAAACAAAAUCCAGUGCUGUUCACCACCUGUUCCAGUGGAGACAACACCAGACCUAAGCCAGUGUGACUUGCCACCUGUUCCAUUCGACACAAUACCAGACCUGAGCCGGUGCAAUUCACCACCAGUUUCAGUUGAGACACUACCAGACCUGAGCCAGUUCGAAUCGCCACCUGUUCUAGUUGAGACAAUACCAGACCUAAGCCAGUGCGAUUCUCCAACAGCUGCAGUUCCGGACCUAAGCCAGUGUUAUUCACCGUCAGUUCCGGUUGACACAAUGCCGGACGUAAACCAGUGCUGUUUACCAGAACUUCCACUUGAUCUUCCUUCUUCAUCUUCAUCCACAACACCUUCAGAUAUGAAAGAGCUGAUAUCCGAUUCUGAAGCUACUUUGGCAGAAGUGUCACAAAAGCUUGCGACAAAGAAUGACGAUGAAAGAAAUGUUAUGCUACAUAAACAUGGCAAAGAAACACAUAAAGCCGGCAAAAAUUCCCUGCUGAACAAACAGGAUAAAAUCCCCGGAUCUGAGAAGGUCAAGUGUAUGAACAGGGUCGCACUAUUAAUGCCUGAUCAACCCGGCGUGGGGUCAUUUGGACCAAAAACAGUCAUUCCCAAAAACAGACUGAAACCAAUUGAAUCCAAGAACAAUUGGGUUUCUCAACGACAAAAACCAGGAAAACCUGAACUACAGACGCCUCCAAAAACACAAGAAUCCAAGAAACUCAGAGUGGGUCCUUGCCAGGCAUUGGUGCCGAAGAGACCUGAAAAAACAGAAAUACCAAGCAGACUCACGUUUCUGGAGGCAACCACCGUGUUACCUCGCAUCACACCCGUACCAAGAAGGCCCAAAGUAUUCACAUCAUCCAUGCCUGAGGUAAGGAGGACACGGUUGAGUCUUCGUCGCUUAUAUGGACCAGACAAGCCAAAAAUCCCUACACCGGACAACCGACCGCCAAAACUGCCUUGGAGAAGUCCACUCAGUGAUCCUCCAAGAAGAGAAGGACCGGCCCGUGUUCUUUGGAUGGACAGGGAAAGAGUAAAACCUGUGCAAACCAAACCAACUUGGAGCAUUCCUGCCACAGUCUUGUUUUGACCUGAAAAAGACCCAUCAGUUUUGACCCAUGAGUCUCCCAAAGCUACCUUUUAUUUAAUCACAACACACAACACAAGACAAUUUUAAUCAUUUGUUGAUGUAUUUUUUCCCACAUUGUAUACUUUGAGCAGUUUGUUAUAUUUUGCAUGCUUUUGAGUUGGAACUACUUAACACCUACAUCAGUUGACAUCGCAACCAACCGACUGAGGUGUUGCAACAAGACACAGAGGGUGAACAGCUCUGCCUUAGCCGUGUAAGAUCCCUAUGGGGAAAUUAGUAAAGCUGGCAGUAGGAUAUGGUGUCUUAACAACGCAUGUCAUACAUGUGCUGGAUGCUAGCUUAUGUCUUUGUGUCGACAGAAAUUC